Molecule: messenger RNA, 1064 nt
Organism: Varanus komodoensis (Komodo dragon)
Lineage: Eukaryota; Metazoa; Chordata; Lepidosauria; Squamata; Varanidae
Gene: HTRA4
Product: HtrA serine peptidase 4
Exons: 9
Biological process (GO): proteolysis; programmed cell death; positive regulation of apoptotic process
Molecular function (GO): serine-type endopeptidase activity; protein binding
Source: RefSeq, a predicted model, not a curated record
CGCAACCGGCGGGCGCGCCUCCGCGGCCGGCCGCCGGCCGUGGCGGUGCAGAAGGGCGGCUGCGGGGAGCGAGGGCCCGGGGACCCCGCCAGCCUGCGCCGCCGGUUCAACUUCAUCGCCGACGUGGUGGAGAAGAUCGCCCCGGCCGUCGUGCACCUGGAGCUCUUCCGCAGGUCUCCGUACACAAACCAGGAGGUCCUGGUGUCCAGCGGGUCGGGCUUCAUCAUGUCCGAGGAUGGCCUGAUCAUCACCAACGCCCACGUGCUCUCCAACAAGCAGAGGAUCAAAGUGGAGCUGCAGAGCGGCCACCAGUUCGAUGCCCGAGUGGAGGACCUGGACAACAAGUUGGACAUCGCCCUGAUCAAGAUCGACACGGAUAUGGUCCUCCCUGUGCUGCUGCUGGGAAGAUCCACUGACCUGCGGCCCGGGGAGUUCGUGGUGGCUCUGGGGAGCCCCUUCUCCUUGCAGAACACCGUGACGACAGGCAUCGUGAGCAGCACGCAGCGAGAUGGCAAGGAGCUGGGGAUGAAGUACUCGGAUAUGGAAUACAUCCAGACUGACGCCAUCAUCAACUAUGGGAACUCCGGAGGGCCUCUGGUGAACUUGGAUGGUGAAGUCAUCGGGAUGAACACCCUGAAAGUUACAGCCGGCAUCUCCUUCGCCAUCCCCUCGGACCGGAUCCGCCUGUUCCUGGAAGGCUCUCACGCUCGCCAGCUGAAAGGGAAGAUUAGACCCAAGAAAAAGUAUCUGGGACUCCGGAUGCUUCCGCUCACCUUCAACCUCAUCCGUGAGCUGAGACGGCGGGACAGGGACUUCCCAGCGCUGAGCCCUGGUGUGGGUGUCUACGUCUAUGAAGUGAUUCAGGGGACAGCUGCUGAAAGUGCUGGCCUGCAAGAUGGUGAUGUCCUUAUAUCGAUUGAUGGGAAAAGGGUCACCUCAACAGAAGAUGUCACAGACGCUGUCCAGAACGCUGCCACGCUCACCGUUGUGGUGCGGAGAGGAAACCAAGACCUGAGCCUGACAGUAACACCCGAUGAAAUCGAUUAAAUGUUCCUCUUCUGAAG